CAUAAACAGGAAACAGGAGCUACUUUCGUUUUCUUGUGGUGCUCUGACAGCACACUCCUGUGAAGAAGAGCAACUUUAUCUCAGAGCUCAUCAUGGAAACGGUAAAGCCCUUCUUUUCUGCUGCCACAAACAUCUACAAACUGGCUAAAAAGGUGAAGGCCAACAAAAAGCGCUGCCAGCGGAUUUCGGUCCGAGUCAAAGCCCUCGAGGAUGUGGUGAAGUCCAUCACAGAGUUCUCUCCACAGGUAGAGAAAGCCCUUGGGGAGCUGAUCCUAACUCUGGAUUCAGCACAAAAGCUAAUUGAAAAAUACACUGCAGCCAACUUGGUGGAGCGCAUCCUGAAAUCGGGCAGCCACGGAGAAGAGUUUGAUACGGUGAGCGAGCGGCUCAACGAUGCUUACCAGGUCCUGUGUGUAGCUCUGCAAUCAGAGCAGAGCAAGAUGCUGUACGAGGUGUUUAGACAGAGAGAGAGAGAAGACGAAAUGGACGGGAAGGAGGACGACACGGAGAUGACCAAAUUGCUAAUGGACUACAUGAAAGAGCAGCAGGAGAAAACCAACACCAUACUGAGACAGCUGGACAAAGUGGUGCAGAUGUUGAAUAAGCCCAGUUUCAGCAGCGUGGCUGUGCGACAGAUUAAACCAGAUGAACUGAAGUAUGAACAUCCCAAAAAGCCCUUCAAGACAACAGCGAGCUGCGAGCUCUACAAAGGAGAAUAUCAGGGAUUCCCAGUGGCCAUCAAGAGAUACAUCAACCCCAUGAACACCAGUGCACGAGACGUGAAGUCUAUUUUCAACAAGGAAGUCGACACCAUGAAGCAGUUUGAGUCGCCCAACAUCCUGCGAAUGUUUGGAAUCUGCAUCCAGGAUGAGAACGGACCCAACCCUCAGUUCUUCAUCAUCAUGGAGUACUGUGAGAAAGGAAGUCUUCGCCAGGUUCUGGACUCUGACUACACUCUGACCUGGAUCAGGAAAGCUCACAUGUGUUUGGAUGCAGCACGAGGACUCUAUCGACUGCACAAUACAGAGGAAAAAUGGAAGGUUCACGGGUCGAUCAACAGCAGCAAGUUCCUGGUGACUAAAGACUACACCGUCAAGCUGGGAGGUUUCAGGCUGUCGAAAACAGAGACGUCUCUGAAAAGGCAGACGGAGGACAGAGCCACGAGGUCGCUGUGCUACUACUGUCCCGAGAAGCUCCACAACGCCAGCUUCAGCUACUGCAAAGAGUGGGAGAUGUACAGUUUUGGAAUCAUCCUGUGGGAAAUUGUAACCUGUAAGAAUCCUUUUGAAGGUAUCUCAGAUAAAGACAUUUAUCAGAAGGUGUGUAAAGAGAAGUAUCGAGAGCCGCUUCCUGAUGACUGUCCUGCAGAACUGGGACAGCUGAUCAACGAGUGCCGGGCCUACGACGGCUUCCAGAGGCCAUCAGCUGGAGUGCUGCUGGAUAAACUGCGCAGUGUGGUGACACAAAUGGAGGAACAACAAGACUGAUUAGAAUCAUCCUGAAGAGGAAACACAACUCGGAAUAAAACAGGAAGAUAACUAGGGAUGGGUACCGGUGUCCGGUGCCAUGAUGGCACCGGUUCUGACAUAAACGGUAGUAACCAGACCGAAAAGCAGCGCACAUUUCGGGGCUUUAUUUCGGUGCUUUUUUUUCCUGAGCUGUGAUGACUUUAGAUUUUAGCCAAUCAUUUUACGUUUCCGAGGAUAGUAGGCGGGGCCAGGCACGUACGUUCUUUUAGAGCAGAGCUACAGAUCAAAAAUAUCCAAGGCAAAGCGGCCAAAAGUCUGGCUGUACUUCGCAGCAAAAGAUGCAAACUCAGCAGCCUGCAACAAGUGCUUUAAGCUGAUACUGUGCUACUGUCAAAGGAGGUAACAUCUCGAAUCCGAUGAAACACCUGGCGACGCAUAGCGUUUUUUUUUAAAGCCGAGAAAUGCGCCGUAUUUGAUAACUUGCUGCGAGACCUCACACCGAGCACAUCUACUGCGGGUGUGGUGCCUGUUAUCGGACCCGGAGUUAGCAACAUCCCCCAAAAACCCGAAGAGGAGAGUCCUGGCCCCUAGCCCUGCCAGUGUAGCAGAAAUGAUGAGGAUGAUGAUGCAGCAGCAGCCGUUCUUCUCUGCGUGAGUAGCUUAAUGCUGUUCGUGUGUAAUUCACGUUGAGUACGCUAACCACGUUAUUAAAUUAAUGCAUGUAAGGUGAACUAGCAAACACCGUCGUAGUUACAUGCGGCUGUCUUCUUGUUUGACGGCAGAUACUCCCUUCACCCUGGGCAAAAAGGCUAAAAUGACCAAAGAAAAAGUGGAAAACAGUUAAACAUGAGAGGUUUUUGGACAAAGUUUGUGUUUUUUCCAUUGUUUAAGCACUGCUUCCAGCCAAGAGUGAUACCAUAUAUGCCCUAUAGCUGCAGAAAAGGCUAACAUUGUUAUCUUUUUACAAAAAACAGCUGAACAUGAGAGGUUUUUGGACCAAUUUUGUGUUCUCCAUUCUUUAAGCACCGGUUUGAGCACCGUUUAAGCACCGGCACCGUUUCAAAAGUACCGGUUUGGCACCGGUAUCGGAUAAAACCUAAACGAUACCCAUCCCUAAAGAUAACUGUCAGGAUCCGUGGGCGUUGACGUUAAUAUUUUAGUUUCUUUCAUUAUUAUAUUUUCUACAUAUUCUGUUCUUUAUCCGGCGUGCCAACACUACAGAGGUGACAAAGAGGGCACUGCUGCGUCUGCAUCACAUCUCCAGCUGCACCACAGCAGAAAAGAAGGUACUUCAGAGGGUUGUCACUGCUGCCCAAGGAACUAUUGGCCACCCCGUCCUCACCUUGGGAGAACUUUUUAUCUCUUGCUGUCUAACAAAGACAAAAAACAUGAUCAAGGACCCAGCUCACCCUGGCCCAUCCCAAAUGAAGAUGCAAGAAAUAAAGGAAUGAUUUGAAAACAAGCCUUUAUUGGAUGAUACAGGCACAUGUAUGUUCAUUUAAAAAGCUGGUUUCAAUAGAGCAAAUAGAUUCAAAUAGAUGCACGUAAAACACAGCAGAAAAUAAAUAAAAUCAAAGACUCAG
This is a messenger RNA of Pelmatolapia mariae (spotted tilapia), 3052 nucleotides long. Its product is annotated as mixed lineage kinase domain-like protein. Gene Ontology annotation, molecular function: ATP binding; protein serine/threonine kinase activity. Gene Ontology annotation, biological process: cell surface receptor signaling pathway; protein phosphorylation. The record is from RefSeq and is a predicted model, not a curated record. The transcript has 11 exons. The coding region runs from base 93 to 1487 and encodes 464 amino acids. Lineage: Eukaryota; Metazoa; Chordata; Actinopteri; Cichliformes; Cichlidae.